AUGCCGUUCCCGUUCUGGACCUUUGGCUGCAUCUACGGCGCCACCUCUGUUGCUUUUGGAGCAUUCGGAGCUCAUGGCCUGAAGAAACGCAUAGCAGAUCCGGCCAGAAUCGCCAGUUGGAACACGGCAGCUCAUUACCAACUCAUCCAUUCUGGCGUCCUCCUCCUGACCAGCGCGGUCGCUCCGAAGAAUACACUUGCAGCCGGUUUGUUGGUGGCAGGCAUGACAAUGUUCAGCGGCAGCAUAUACCUUCUUGUGCUAGAUCCGCAGAGAUUCAAGGCAUUGGGCCCUAUUACACCGCUGGGUGGGUUGUGCCUGAUUGGUGGAUGGGCUGCGUUGGCGUUUGGGAAGAGGAUUCCUUUCCCACGAUAA
Molecule: messenger RNA, 372 nt
Organism: Amorphotheca resinae ATCC 22711
Lineage: Eukaryota; Fungi; Ascomycota; Leotiomycetes; Helotiales; Amorphothecaceae
Exons: 2
Coding region: 1-372 (123 amino acids)
Source: RefSeq, a predicted model, not a curated record